CACUUUUCGAUAUAAUACAAACUGCUUGAGAAAACACUGUCGGACCUUAGAUUUUAAAUUUAAGCAUACAUAGGAAAAUUUCAUGAUGGACAUGGAUGUGGAUGCUGAAAAUGGAGCUGAAAAUAAUCCUCCUACAAUAAGUGCACCACUGGUUUUCAACCCUGCAGAUUAUGGGCCUAUUGAGGUACCAGAGGCUGUACAGUCUGUAGCUACAUAUGAAACAAAUGGGCCACGUUUAAUGAUCACCCAAAUAGUAAAUGAGAAUUUCAAAUCAUAUGCUGGGGUUCAAACUCUAGGUCCUUUCAAUAGGAAUUUUACUUCAAUUAUUGGCCCAAAUGGAAGUGGUAAAUCAAAUGUGAUUGACUCAAUGCUGUUUGUGUUUGGUUACCGUGCCAACAAAAUAAGAUCCAAAAAGAUCAGUGUUCUGAUUCACAACAGUGAGAAACAUCAAGAUAUCAACAGUUGCUCUGUUGCUGUUCAUUUCCAAAAAAUCAUAGAUACUGGGCUGGGAGAUGAUGAUUAUACUGUAGUCCCAAACAGCCAAAUUGUAGUGUCACGUACUGCUUUCCGAGAUAACAGCUCCUGCUAUUAUCUGGAUGGUAAGAAGGCAGCAUAUAAAGAAGUGGCCCAAGUCCUUCGAGGAAGUGGCAUAGAUUUGGAUCACAACAGGUUUCUUAUCCUUCAGGGCGAAGUUGAACAAAUUGCCAUGAUGAAACCAAAAGCUCUGACUGAACACGAGGAUGGCAUGCUUGAAUUUUUGGAGGAUAUUAUUGGAUCCAACAGAUUCAAACAGCCAAUAGAAACUUUAAAUAAGCGUGUUGACACGCUUAAUGACCUGCGAUCUGAAAAACUAAACCGUGUAAAAGCUGUAGAGAAAGAGAUGGAAAAUCUAGAAGGGCCAAAGAAUGAGGCUGUUGAGUUUUUAAACAUGGACAAUGAGCUGAUGAAGCUGAAGAACAAAUUGUUUCAGAAAUAUAUAAUGGAAUGCUCUGAAAAUGAAGCGAAAGCUCAAGCAGAGUAUGAUAAAGUUAAUGAGUCACUAAAAAAAUUCCAAGAAAAACUAUCAGUAAUCAAGGAAAAUAAAAAUGUAAAGAUGAAAGAAUACAAAAAAGUGAAAAAUGAGUACGAAAAGCUGUUAAAAGCUUGUGAUGAGAGCAGAGAGAAGUUCUCCGACAUGGAGAAUCAGGAUGCCAAGUGCCAGGAAGAUAUAAAACUGAACAAAGCCAAGUUGAAAAAACUGGAGAAAUCUCUGGAAUUAGAGACUGCUAAAAUUGCGGAGUUUAAGCUUAUACCAGAACAAGCUGAGCAAGCCUGUGCUGAGAUGCGGAAAAAACUGGCAAAUCUGGAGAAAGCUAAAGAGAAAGAGGAAGAAAAUGAAAAGGCUGUCAUGGAUAGUCUGAAAGAUGCAACUAAGGGACUGCAAGAAGAGAAACUUGCUAAAGAAGCCUUACUUCUAGAACAACAAGAAGAAUUGAAUGAUAAAAAAUCAAAGCUUCAAGUAGCUGAGACAGAGCUGGAAAUAAAUACAAGUAGACAGAGGGCUGAAACUAAGAAGUUGGAGACUGUGCAGAAAAACUUGACAGAUGCUGAAGCUGCUUUGGAGAAACACAAGAAAGAUAUGAAGCUACUUGAGGAAGAAAUACCAAAAUUUGAAGCUAGUGUAAAGAAAGCAAAAGAUGAACUACAGCAAGUCACCAAAGAUGAAGUUCAGUGCGAUGAAAAGAGAAGCAACCUGCUGAACAAAGUGGAGGAAGUGAAAAACUCAUUAGCCACCUCCAAGAAUCAAAACAGGGUACUUGAUUCUCUGAUGGCGGAGAAGAAGAAAGGAGUUUUGCCUGGAAUUUAUGGACGCCUUGGAGAUCUAGGUGCCAUAGAUGGCCAGUACGAUGUGGCUAUUUCCACAGCUUGUGGCAGUCUGGACCAUAUUGUAGUGGACACAAUUGACACAGGAAAAGCGUGCAUUGAAUUCUUGAAGAAAAAUAACAUUGGACAAGGAAAGUUCAUUUUGCUGGACAAAAUGGAGGUGUGGCGUGAGGAGACCAAGAAAAAACUUACAACACCUGAAAAUAUACCUCGACUGUUUGACUUAAUUCGAGUUAAGGAUGAGACAGUGAAAACAUGCUUCUAUUUUGCAUUGAGAAACACAUUAGUGGCAAAGGAUAUAGAUCAAGCAACUCGAAUAGCCUAUGGAAAAACAAGAUAUAGGGUUGUGACUCUCAAAGGAGAGUUGAUAGAAAUGACAGGUGCCAUGAGCGGUGGUGGUACUUCAGUAUGCAAAGGUAAAAUGGGAUCCUCUAUAGUGACUGACGUUGAUCCUAAAGAAAUUGCCAACAUGGAGUCUUCACUGGAAAAAUUAAACCAAGAAAAAGAUGCACUUAAAGUAAAGAAGAAGAGCCUUGAAGACACCAUUUCCCAGAAUGAGAAAGAUCUCACCAUUAUGAAGCAUAACUUGAAGGAGCAUUCCGUCGCAAUCCAAGGCCUUAAAGUGCAGAUAACUGAUCUGAAGAAACGAGUCCAAGAACAAGAAGCCUUGCAACAAUCAGUUGUCCCAGAUCAAACAAAACUUAAACAGCUGGAGGAUGUUGUGAGCAAAUGCAGGAAAGAGUAUGAAAAGGUUGCCCAAACAGCUUCUAAGCUUGAAGACCAAGUCAAGGAAUUGCAUAACCAAAUUCUUGACAUCGGAGGAGCCAAACUAAGCGCUGUAGAAGCUCGCUUGAAAGCAAUCAAUAAUGACAUAGAUAAAGUCACAGGGCAGAUCACCAAGAACACUGUAGGUGUGAAAACAUCUGAAAGAAACUUGAAAAGAGCAGAAGAGAAAGUGGUUUCUUUAAAUGAUGAACUUGAGGAAACAAAAGAACUGCUGGGUACCUUGACCCAAAAACUCAAAGAUACAGAAGGAGCAGCAACAACCCUUUUAGAGUUGUACAAUAAAUCUCAGGCUGAACUAAAAGACAGGGAAGAGAAGCUUCAUGGCAUGAAAGAAGAGGUGGAAGAGAUGGAGCAGGUGGAAGCAGACAUGGCUAAGGAAGGGGUCACUGUCCAGCAUGAGCUUGAAAAAUACGAAGGGAUACUCAAAGAAAAUCGGAAUAAGUUGAAACAUUGGAAAAAAGAGAGGAGCAGUUUAAAGUUAACACCAAUUACGAGAGAGGAAGAGAACAUGGAGCUAGUUUUACCAGAGCUAGCGCCUGAAGAGCUGCAGUCCCUCAACAAACAGGAAGUUCAGUACGGCAUCACACUGCAAGAGGAGAAACUCUCACAGAUGAAACCUAACAUGGCAGCCAUUACGGAGUACAGGAAAAAGGAAGAAACAUACCUUCAAAGGGUUGGUGAAUUGGAUGAAAUUACAAAUUUCCGGGAUCAACAAAGACGUUACCAUGACAGCCUACGUAAACAAAGAUUAGAAGAGUUUAUGGCUGGUUUCCAGGUCAUCACUAACAAGCUGAAAGAGAUGUAUCAGAUGAUAACUCUAGGAGGAGAUGCUGAGCUGGAACUGGUUGAUUCACUGGAUCCUUUCUCAGAAGGCAUUGUGUUCAGUGUACGACCCCCAAAGAAAUCAUGGAAGAACAUAUCAAACUUGUCAGGUGGUGAAAAGACCCUGUCAUCCCUAGCUUUAGUUUUUGCACUCCACCAUUACAAGCCAACACCCCUGUAUGUUAUGGAUGAAAUUGAUGCGGCCUUGGACUUCAAAAAUGUUUCGAUUGUUGCCAACUACAUCAAGGAGAGAACAAAGAAUGCCCAGUUUAUCAUAAUCUCACUGAGAAAUAACAUGUUUGAGUUGGCGGACAGACUAGUUGGGAUCUACAAAACCCAUGACAGCACCAAGUCAGUGACCAUCAACCCCUGGAAGAUCUCACCAGCUUUUGUUGAACAGAUCCAGCAAGUUCAUCACAUCGACAUUAGUGACCAGUGAACACAGUACACACAUCAGUCAUCACAGUGACCAGUGAAAACAGUACACACAUCAGUCAUCACAUCAACAUCAGUCAUCACAUCAACAUCAGUCAUCACAUCAACAUCAGUAAACACAGUACACACAUCAGUCAUCACGUCAACAUCAGUGAAAACAGUACACACAUCAGUCAUCACAUCAACAUCAGUGAAAACAGUACACACAUCAGUUAUCACAUCAACAUCAGUGAAAACAGUACACACAUCAGAACAUACUCAUCUGUCAAGAGGGUGUUGAAAACUUGUUCCCACCACACCACAAUGUCACUUCCACAUGUCACAGCGUAAAGUUUACUCACCCAUUCACUCAUUUGUGUACAUAUUUGUAUGUAACUUGUACCUUUCAAUUCUAACUUGCUUAUUUAAUGUAUGUUUCUUAACUUUAGCUGGUGCCUUAAUGAAUUCUUGAUAAAUAAAUUUUUAAUGUUGUUUUUUGGAACUUAAAAUAUCUUUCAACUUGAACUGUUUAUCGAGGAAACAGAAAAUUUGGGUAUGUCUAUAUGUUUUGGGCAAUUUUUAUUAAAAGUAUAUAAUAUAUACAUGAAGAUUCUAAAUGUGUUUUGUUAUAAAAUAUUUUGAACUAUAAAAUGUAUCUAUUUAUUAAUUACACAUUAAAUGAAUGUUCAAAGUAAUAUGCAGGUCUGCUACUAAAGUAACAUCAAAACUGGUGGUUCUAUGGGGCAUAUGAAAUGCUCAACUAGAUUUGUAAGACAGGUUCUAUUGAAAUUAGCAAUGAAGGAAAUGAAAAACUAAGGGCAUGUUUGUAGAGUAAUUGAAUGUUAACCUGAACUCUCAAGUUUGAAUCCUUGUUCAAGUCCUAAAACUUACCUUAGUCCACCCACGUCCAAUGGACCAUCAGGUUCAAAAAGGAACUUGACAUAAACUUACUCAUCCAUAUGACUAAUAAUUAUCGUGUGCCAUAAUUAAAAUCUUAUGCAAAUAAGCAUUGUUUAUUUAAA
Physella acuta is the source of this 4907-nucleotide messenger RNA. RefSeq names its product structural maintenance of chromosomes protein 4. Gene Ontology annotation, cellular component: condensin complex; chromosome. Lineage: Eukaryota; Metazoa; Mollusca; Gastropoda; Physidae. Gene Ontology annotation, molecular function: ATP binding; protein binding; ATP hydrolysis activity. Gene Ontology annotation, biological process: mitotic chromosome condensation. The record is from RefSeq and is a predicted model, not a curated record.